AUGGAAGAUGUUGCUCAUACAGCAUACCUCUAUCAGGAGCAGCACCAUUGUUGUCCCUUUGGCUGCCAGAAGGAAUUCCUCAACGACUUUGCUCUACAUCGCCAUAUUCAAGAGUGCAAAUGCGAGAAUGUCGAGGAUUUCUCCCAAGAGAUCCAGAGCUGCAAGCACUGUCAUGCAACCUUCCCAGAUGUUAUUGGUGCUCUUAACCACUCAGAGCAAGCUCAUAAUGCUCUUACGGCAAGUCACGCUUCCCAAUGCCGCUUCUGCAACAUCGAAUUCCUAGUUGAAGAACUCUAUCGGGGACAUAUUGCACUUCAGAGCAAGCGUGGUGAUGCACAUCCUAUGGUCACUAAGGCUCAAGGUCUACGGUACCCGCAACCUGAAUUGAGACAGGUGAGUUAA
Messenger RNA from Aureobasidium musti, 402 nucleotides. The record is from the annotation of a GenBank genome assembly. NCBI's taxonomy places the organism in Eukaryota, Fungi, Ascomycota, Dothideomycetes, Dothideales, Saccotheciaceae.